Molecule: messenger RNA, 456 nt
Organism: Blastomyces gilchristii SLH14081
Lineage: Eukaryota; Fungi; Ascomycota; Eurotiomycetes; Onygenales; Ajellomycetaceae
Exons: 1
Coding region: 118-456 (112 amino acids)
Molecular function (GO): glycosyltransferase activity
Source: RefSeq, a predicted model, not a curated record
AAACAUUUGGGGCAUUCUGGGACCGCGGCAAUUGCAGCCUGCAAGCCAUGGUGCCAGCGCAAUAUUAUCAGCUGGGUGCGGCGGCAUGGGAAGUCUUGGACUGUCCGCGUCCUUGACAUGGUCGACGGCUCGCCAACCCACUAUGUUAACUAUAUCCCCGACACCUCUGAGUUCUUUCCAGAGGCCUUCCUCAAGCGUCGCAUGGCGGGCACGCAUGCUGCACCUCAUGCAGCUGACUUAGUCCGCCUCCCGCUCCUGUACUUGCACGGUGGCAUCUGGGUCGAUGUUGGCUUCAUGCUCUUCCGUAGCCUGGAUGACCUCUUCUGGGAGAAGCUGGAAGAUCCUGCGAAUCCUUUCGAGCUCGCUGGGUUCAGAAUGACCAUAAACGACGAGAUGUCCAUGUUCUGGAAUGGGCUUAUUGCAGGGAGAAAAGGCUGCAUUGCUAUUAAGCAUUAA